Messenger RNA from Fundulus heteroclitus (mummichog), 2086 nucleotides. RefSeq names its product glutathione S-transferase A-like. The transcript is spliced from 6 exons. Bases 892 to 1569 code for a protein of 225 amino acids. NCBI's taxonomy places the organism in Eukaryota, Metazoa, Chordata, Actinopteri, Cyprinodontiformes, Fundulidae. The record is from RefSeq and is a predicted model, not a curated record.
UGUGUGUAUAUAUAUAUAUAUAUAUAUAUAUAUAUAUAUAUAUAAAAACAGAAAUGUGAAAGGUUUUCAGUCUGAUGAGUGCCUUUCUUUUUAAAAAAGGGACAAUGCUGUACCUUCACAAUCACCAUCCAAGCUCCGGUGGCUCAAAUGUGUCACAUUUACAGUAUUUAUUUAGCAAAGCUCUGACAUCUUGCACCUUAACCGACAUUUAUUGUCUCUUAUGCUGAUAAGAGUGACUGGAAUGGAGGAGUGUUUAAUCUCAGAGGAAGAUUUUUUUUUUUUUUUUUUGUUGUAAUGUGUAAAAACACGACGAUGAUGACAUUUGUGAUGGACGCGCAGAGUACUCUGCAUUCAAUGUGUAAAUGCCCUCGGCAGGUACAGCAUCGCGAGGUUCGACGGUGUGCACGUUUAGUCAGUAUUUUUGUAGAAACUUGUAUUAUAGUCUGUGAGAAAUGUGGAGUUUCUGUGGAUCGUAAUUGUAAAGAAAACCCAUGACAAAUGUGUCUAUCCCCAGAAAUAUUUUUUUUUUUUUUUUAUGUUGGAGUGAAGAAGUGUUUGGACUCUUGUUUUUGAUCUCUGUGGUUACAUUUUUACUCGGUCUGAACUUGAAUAAAGGACAUGGAGCUGUCCGCAGCGUGCUCUCCUCUCUGCGAGACGAAGGCGAAAAGGAGCGCUGGCAGAUGCUUUCACUUGAAAUGCCGUGUUAAACACAUUCAGCAAUAAAAGCAAAAUGAAUGUUUGCCUCCUUCUUGCUCUCUUCUCUCACCUCUGAGUUGGACAUUAACUAAUGGGCGUGGCUCCGAACGCCAACCUUUCAAUAAAGUGGGAGCCUGUGAGCUGCUCUCCCACUCCUGACCACGUUUCACAAAGCAGUGAGGUUUCUGUCUAUCGAUGGCGAAAUCAAUGACUCUGCUGUGGGGCGCCGGCUCUCCUCCCUGCUGGAGGGUCAUGAUCACCCUGGAGGAGAAGAAGCUGCAGGGCUACAAACACAAACUGCUUUCUUUUGAGAAAGAGGACCAUAAAUCUCAAGAGGUUUUACAAAUCAACCCCAGAGGACAGCUUCCUGCUUUCAAACAUGGGGACGACAUAAUCAAUGAGUCCGUUGGAGCGUGCUUAUACCUUGAGAAUCAGUUUAAGUCCCAGGGCAACAAGUUGAUUCCUGACAGUCCUCCACAGCAAGCUCUGAUGUACCAACGCAUGAUGGAGGGUCUCACCCUCACAGAGAAACUAAACUUGGUCGUCUUCUACGACUCGUAUGCCCCUGAAGGAGAGCGUCACGACUCUGCUGUGAAGAGAAACAAGGACAAUCUGGUAGCUGAACUUCAGCGUUGGGAGGGCUACUUGGAGAAUGUGGCUGCGGGCUCCUACCUUGCAGGUGCCUUCUCCUUAGCCGACGUGGUUGCCUUUCCAAACAUUGCUUAUGCCUUCCGUUAUGGGCUUUCCGUAGGACGUUACCCCAAACUGGCCAAAUACUAUAGCCUUCUGAAGGAUAGACCCAGCAUUAAAACUACUUGGCCCCCACAGUGGUACCAAAUCGCACAAAGAUCUGAAAUCCUGAAGGACCUUUGAGAGACAAAAACACUGCUUUCAUGUGAUCCAAACUUGCUUUUUCUUUGGGAUUGCAAACUUAGUGAAAUAUGACAGCUAUGUCUUAUUUGCGGUGCAUGCAAAGAGCUUUUUAAUUGCAUUAUCAUAUUAUACGUGUGGACAAUGGAUCAGUUCUUCAGCGGAGUCCCAAAAUGUUAGAAAUGGCUUUGUAAUCUUUCCCAGACUGAUAGAUGUUUGCAUUUGUUUGCAUGUUUUUAUUUCUCAUCUGUUCUUGAAAUAGGGGCAUCCUAUGUUUUAGUUUUAGAUACCUGUUAGCGUCCAUCAUGUACUCAGGAAGGUUCACUUUAAGUGAUUUCUUGAUUCUACAGGUCAGACCGUAAUCAGGCGUGGGUGUGUCUUGUGAAGUUGAACUCCCUAAAAAAUGCGGUUAAUCAUAGUUAAUUUAGUAGUAACUACGGGGUAUGAUGAUUUUUUUUUUUUUCAUGUAAGGCUAGGAUGGCUUGGACAGCCCUUAAUAAAUAAACUGGUUUCAAAACUG